UCAGAUAGGUUUUUCAAGUUUUGUAAUAUUUGUUAAAAAGUAUGUUUCAUUUUCUAACAAAAGCUAUUAGACAAUUGCUUGCCCGCUUGGGUAAACCAAUCUAUUGCCUGGUCUAUGGUCAUCGACAGGAAGGCGGCCCUUGGACAAAGUCAUUACGCUGCUUGUGUAGAGUGAUAUUGGGAUUUGUGUUGGCCUAUCUAUUGUGGCAGCUUGUGGCAUUAAAUUUCAAUUUGAAUCGUCUAUUCGACAAGGCGCCGGUGCAUGUGCCCGUCUUCUCGAUGUUUGUGCUGGCCUAUACCCUGGCCUUUGUUGUCAAUCGUAAUGUGAGGGCAGUCACUCUAUUGAUAUUUGUGGCAUUGGUGGGCAAAUCAGGACGCAGUUAUCUGCGAGCUGUUGCAUUUGCUUUCGUUAUAUCGGGACCGAUUGAUAAUCUGGCCAAUAAUGCGGGUGAAGUGGCCCGGGUGUUUGCCUGCACCACAGUUUUGACAUAUAAUUUAACAAAAACUCGUUUCGAUUUGAUGGCAAAACCAUUCACAAAUACCCUGAAACAUAUGAAAGAGGACAUUGUGGAGAUACAAACGACUUUUGGAGAGCUCCAAGGUGUCCUGGCUGAUCUCAAAUAUGGUGUAGAGCAUACAGAUAUAGAGGAUGAUCAAUUUGGCACCGCCAACCGCUAUAAUCGCAAUAGUCGGGCGGCAGCGAAGGGCAAUGCCACCAAGCAACCGGAAGUCAACACAACCACUGCACCUGCACCUGCAUCUGCUGGUCAUCCUGAAUUGCCCAGUUCUGAUGAGGUGCAAGAAAAAUUUCUACGCAACAUGCGAAAUCGCUGCAAACAUCAAUUGCGUAGUGGCCAUCAAGUUUGCCAGCAAAUCUUUCAUCAGGGCUAUCACAAAUGCAAAACAAACUUUCCCGAUUUCAUUGCCCCGGCCAUAUGUUGGCCAUAUCGUGUGGAUAUCAUAUGCAAAAUCAAUAUCUUUGGCAAUCCGGAUAAGAUAUGCGACCCCGCGCAAGUGGUGCCACGCAAUUUUGGCGAAACCUAUGUCAAAUUGUUGAAUACAGAGCGAGAGCUCUUCGAUAAUAGUACGAAUAUUGAGAUCACUUAUGAGCUACAGAACUCGAGUGCCGUGCAGGACACAAUGCGGUCAGCUCAGCAGACAUCGGAGGCCUUCACCGAGGAUUUCAAUCGUCGCAAGAGAAUUUUCAAUGCCAUCAUGCUGUUGAUUGAGAAGUUUUUAUGUUUAUUCAUUCUGCGUGUCAUAUUCGCAUCAAUACAAUAUUUCCUACGCUAUCGUCGCAAUGUGGAAUUCGAUAAUUUCUAUAUAACCGAUUAUUUCAAACAUGUGGAUAAGCGACGCAAGGACACAUCGAAACGUUCGAUUCUACCCCUGAAGAGCUAUGAGAAACCCAACUAUGUGGAUGUCGAUCAUGUGUGCAGUCGCACGGCCGAAGAAUCGCGAACUGUGAUCUAUCAUCUAUUGCAACUCUCAUUGGAGGUGAUUACAGUGGGUCUGUUUCUGCUAAUGGAUCGUAUGGUUGUAAAUCUAUUGAGAAUUAUCAACAAACGAUCGCUAAUCGAAUAUCAUCAAGAGGGUGAACAUGAAGUUCGUUUUCAUAUUAAUGGUACUGGGCUGAUGGCUCGUCUCCUGCGCACUACCAUGAAGAAUUUCAAUAUCCAUGAACGUGUCUCCACAUCGCUGAGCAAUGAGGAUUGCCUGCCCAAGGCACAUGUUUUGCCCAAUAGUUUCUAUUACAAACUAUUGCUACUCUAUUUGGCCAUCAUAUUGCUUAUCUAUCAGAGUACGACCUUUUUGCGUUUGCGCCGCGUCAUUUGCAGCUAUUUCUUUUAUAAGAGGGAAAAGCAACGUAUACUCUUUCUAUAUAAUCGCAUGCUCCGCGAUCGUCAAUCGAAUUUCGAAAUCCUACGACUCCAUGCCGAAGAGAAUUUGGCCUCACGACGUGUCCAGGAUAAUGUGAAUAUUUGUCUGCGUUUACGUUUAAGUUUUCCCGAAGUGUUUGGCUGUCUGAGUCGUUUCUCUUGUGCGAAACGUAAUUGUUUGAUUUGUGACGUACUGGAAAAUGGCAAAUUUGUAAUAUGCCCCAAUUGUGGUUUACCCUAUUGUCGAGAUUGCUGUUUGGAGUUGAAAUCGCAUUGCAUUUCAUGUGAUCAGAUAAUGUUAUUUACCGCUGAUCAAAGAGGGGGAGGAGGAGGGGAUACCAGCAGCGAUGAGACUAGCGGUGAUGAAAUUUAUAGCUAUAGAAAAGAGAAAUGAAAUUCUGUUUCGCUUUAUGCUAUUAUAAUUACAUAUUUUUUCCAGUCUGUCGAAACUUAA
Messenger RNA from Drosophila willistoni, 2333 nucleotides. It is a transcript of the gene snky, whose product is annotated as protein sneaky. NCBI's taxonomy places the organism in Eukaryota, Metazoa, Arthropoda, Insecta, Diptera, Drosophilidae. The transcript is spliced from 2 exons. The coding region runs from base 42 to 2273 and encodes 743 amino acids. Gene Ontology annotation, cellular component: membrane. The record is from RefSeq and is a predicted model, not a curated record.